Molecule: messenger RNA, 1038 nt
Organism: Nerophis ophidion (straightnose pipefish)
Lineage: Eukaryota; Metazoa; Chordata; Actinopteri; Syngnathiformes; Syngnathidae
Exons: 5
Coding region: 161-616 (151 amino acids)
Source: RefSeq, a predicted model, not a curated record
GCCGCAGCUCCCGCAACCAGACUCCAAGGGUUUGAGUGACACGUGGACCAGCAUCAAGCUGCCUAACUACUCUAUCCAACGCAACAAAGACAGAAGGACUCGUCCAAAAUGUGUCGUUGCAAGACCCUGUCAAAAUGGAAGAUUCCUGCCAAGUAUUUUCAUGGAGAGCCAGAAGAUUAAAGAAACUCCAAAGUUCAUCACAUCCUAUCGACCUCCGGAUGCUCUGGAAAGCCAAAUAAUGUUGGUGAAGACGGGGAAGUUACCUCUUGGACCGUUCCAGAACCACAGACCUCACGACUUCAGACAACUCAACGAAGACCUUCCAAACAUGGACACUUCCUAUGAGAAGGACCCUGCUGACCUCAAGUUCAAGUUAAAACACUUGGACGUUUUGGGGGCCGCCACAGCGGAAUCAAACACACGCAUGCAGGACAUCAGGACGCAGCGAUAUGGACAUAGAGACGACGAUUGGGACAUGAGGCUGAUCCUCCCUCUGCUGCCUUGGCCUCCAAAACAAACUACCACUACAAACCGACCGAGAAGAAGUGAAGCAUGCAAAGCAUUCUUGGAGCACGUGGAAGAAAAACUCUCAAGAAGCUGGAAAACUGGAUUGUGAAGCUAAACACCACAACUCUCAUGGCACGAUGAAGGCGGCAGGCCAGCAGUGACGGCUGUCACAAAGUUCAAAACUCAGCUUCAUGAGGUCCGCUGCUGCUGUCGACAGCUGCUCAUUUGAUGUCCCACCCUCUCCGCUCACCCCAAAAAAUGACAAAUACGCAGAAGGCCACGCAAUGUGUGAUAGCUGCAAGCAAGCAUGUCUGGAAUAUCUGCAUUUAAUGCGCCCUCUAUGCGCACGUGCACACUCUCAAUAUAAAAUGCAGACAAUGUAUUACACUCCAUGACCUCACAGCUGACAUGUGUUUUCUUAUUUGAAACCCAUUUUAACCUUUGCAUUAUCUUCUAUUUUUUCCCAGUAAUUAAACGGGACUUGUGUGCUUAUUCUUCGAAAAUACUGUUUAUUAAAACUAUUUUCAUACA